AUGAUUAUGGAUUCGAAAGCUAUGUGUGUUUACGUUGGAUACGAGUCCGGAACAAUUUUACAUGUAAAUCUACUCCAAAGAUCAGCCGUAAAUCCUAGCAUGUCACUACGUUUAACACCGCCAUCCGGAAUAUAUACCCAAUGGGAUCAAAAACGAAAAGGAGCAGAAGUGUUUAGGGAGCAUAAUUUAACAGAGACUGGAGACUACGAAAUCUGCAUACUGGUCCCACGUCCGCUUCGUGUGACGCUCGUUUUAUUCGCUUUCCAUCCUAUCCGUUAUAGUAGAAGUAUUGAAGAAAGUUUUAAAACUAAGGAACUCACGGAAAAUUUCAUAGAUGCACACAACAAACUUAUGGACAAUCUCUUUCAUAUUAUCAUCAAUAUGAGAUAUUAUAUAACGGUUUCAGCCAGUGAUGAAAUGAUGCAGCAAGCAAACUCGUUUUAUAUUCAAGCGUAUGUGAUUGUUUUUUGUGCAGCUGCAAUUAUUGUGGCUAUGCUUCAAGCGCACAUCUUCGCUGCUAAGAUGUUGCUGUUCCUUUCAUUACUGUCACUGAUACUGUACGAAACCUAUCAAAUCUCAUCAUAUGCCAAUUAUCAACAAAUAAGUAUGGAUUUGGAUUCGAAAACGACAUGUGUUUAUUUCGAAUUCCAUAUCGGAACGAUAUUAUAUAUUAAUCUACUUCAAAGAUCAACUUUAAAUCCCAGCAUGUCAUUACGUUUAACAUCACCAUCUGGGAAUUUUUCUCAAUGGGAGCAACAACGAAGAGGAAGAGCGAAGGAGCAUGGAGUGACAGAGAACGGAGAUCACGAAAUCUGCAUAAUACUGGAACGUCCUCUUCGUGUGACGCUCAUUGUAUUCGUUUUCGAUCCUAUUAAAUAUAAUCAAAUAAUUGAAGAUAGCUUCAAAUCCAAGGAAUUAACGGAGAAUAUUGCUGAUGCACUCAAUGAAUUAUUGGAAAAUUUGCUUUAUAUUCUCAUUACAAUCAAGUAUUAUGUAAAGAUUUCGGCAAGUGAUGAAUUGAUCCAGCAUUCAAACUCCUUUUAUAUUCAAGCGUAUGUGAUUAUUUUUUGUAUAACAGCUAUCAUCGUUGCCAUAAUUCAAGUGAAUAUCGUGCACCGUAUGUUCGAGUCGAAAUCCACGAGAAAACGCACCUAG
This is a messenger RNA of Necator americanus (New World hookworm), 1155 nucleotides long. RefSeq lists its product as uncharacterized. NCBI's taxonomy places the organism in Eukaryota, Metazoa, Nematoda, Chromadorea, Rhabditida, Ancylostomatidae. The transcript has 10 exons. The record is from RefSeq and is a predicted model, not a curated record. Bases 1 to 1155 code for a protein of 384 amino acids.